GAUCAGUAGGAACAUCCUUUCUCUUGGCGUUGCCAAUUUGAUCGUGCCUCGUUCGGUGGUUGGAAAACAGACAUCGUCACUAUUUAUCAUUAUUGAUUGGCAUCCCAUUCACGUGCCGGGUGCCGGUUUACUUGUUACACACUCUCUACGUACAAGCCGCUACAUUCAUCAGUGACCUAUGCGCCUUUGUAAAUGACAAUAGGUGUUUAUUAAACCCUUUAGAACCUUUGACACGCACCACCUAAGACGGGAAAAGCUCGGAUCACUUCGGAGAGCAAAAUAAAGACAAAUGGGUGCCUCUUUAUUUAAAGAUGUGGUGUAGUAACUAAGUGAGCUACGACAAACGCCGUGUUGUGCUAUCCGCGUUUGAGCAGAGGCGACAGCAGACUACAUACUCUGGUAGCUAUCGCUGCAUCAUUUGACUUCGAUUGUUCUUUGCGUGGAAUGUAACGUCCAUACAUCCCGUGGAUUGUAUUAUUGAAAUCGUUUACUGUUUCAGCGAGAUAAAUUGUUAUUGUAGUUUUCGUCUCUGUGCUGGGAUGUAAAAUACAGCAGCUGGGACUUUAAAACAGGUGAUACAUUCAGCCAGCAGCGAGCGAAAUUAUUAAUGAACAGAUGAGUAUCUGAUUGGAAGUGCAGGUUGCGGUUAUGGAAGCUUGACAGCUAGCAUCAGGGGGAGUGCUGACCGAUUUUAUCACGAUCCAGGCAAGGUUAUUAUCAUACGAGGGAGAAAAAAAAACAGGACAAUAUAAAUAUUCUGUGCAGCAUUUGGAUACACGAAGGAUAUUGUGCACCGUCUCUCCAUGAUGGCCAAUAACAUGGAGCAUCUCGAGCGAGAGCUUAUCUGUCCUCUCUGCAGUGAUUACUUCACCACGCCCCUUCUCCUUCCCUGCAAUCACAACGUGUGCCAUCGAUGCGCCAAGGCACAGCUCACGGGCAACUCCGGGCGUUGCAGUUUCCACGCCUCCAGCGAGAGCCUCCAGUCCACCGACACCAAUCAGGAGACGACCACGCCCACUUCCUCGCGGCCAAGCAGUGCAGCAGCCAAUCGCAAGGCGCGGAAGCCAUCUCUGACGUCACUAUCAAGCACGCCCACCUCUCCGUUGGACACGCCCGGCGGCGGCUUUAACACGGCGACCAGGAGCUCCAUGAGGAGAUCGUUUCGGGAGCGGAAGAGCGUGACGGGUUCGGGUCCGAUUACACCCAGAGAUAAAGUGAGGACGAAAUCCAAGAAGCCGGGCACACCUGGCACACAAUCCCCAAGACCGGAAUCGCCUAUAUCCGAAUCGCCCCGCCCAGGUUCCCCUAGAGGGGAUGUAUUGGCAGGUCCACCUGAGACCCCAAGGGGACGCAAGGGAUCUACAGGGAGCGUGACCAGUAUGGGGAGCAGAUCAGAUUCCUUCAGCGGAACCCUAGGAAUGAGAGGUCGGACGUCAUCGACGGGGAGGCUGAAUGGCACGACGGCGACGUCGAUACGCUGCCCGACCUGCGAUGAAGAGGUCAGUCUCGGGGAGAAGGGCAUCAAUGGUCUCUUCAGGAACUUCGCUCUGGAGGUCGUCGUUGACAGGUAUAAGUUGGCAGCCAAGAAGGCGGCCAGUAUCCCUUGCGGUUCCUGCAAGAAGAGGCCACCUGAGGAUGCGGCUAAAAGCUGCCUUGAUUGCAAGUCCCCUUACUGUACUGAGUGCUUUGCUACCUACCAUCCUUGGGGGACACCAAGGGCACAGCAUGUCUGCAUCGGACCCACCUACAACUACAGACCAAAGACCCUGAUGUGCAAUGAUCAUCAUGGAGAGAAGAUCACCAUGUACUGCGAGGGAUGCCACAAGCCGAUCUGCCAUAGGUGUAAGUUCAGCGGAGCCCAUGCUGAUCACAAAGUAUCUAUCAUCGAGAGAAAGUACGCCUCAAUGAAGGAGAAGAUGGAGCAGACGAUACUUGCCAUUGCUAAAAGGCGCCAAAAUAUCUCAGGCCAGGUCGCCAAACUUGAGAAGAUCUCCUCCUCUAUUGAGGAGCAUUCGGAUGCAAUGCAGAAGGCGCUGGCCGAGGCUUUGGAACUGUUACAAACAACGCUAAGCGAGAAGCACAAUGUCCUGACGCAGAGGGCGUCGGAGGAGGUGACCCGAAGGACACAGAAUAUUCGCAAGGUGUUAGACACCUACAAGGAGGUCCUCCAGGGUUGCAGUGUUGCCGACUUGGCGUCUGAACUGCUCAAGGAGACGGACAAGGCUAUGUUCGUACAAGCUGCCAAACCGCUUGUAGGAAGAUUGGUGCAAACGGCAAGAUCCCUCAAGCAGACAGAGGAGAUGAGUGACAACUACGAAACCUUUGGUGACUUCACCCUCGACUCAACAGCUGCUCUCAAAUCCCUCCAGGAACUCGAUUUCACCAAAGCUCCUGGCAAGCCAGUAUUACAGCCGAAAUCAUCCAACCGUUGUACCUGUCUCGAAUGGACGCCAUCGGCCGAUGGGGGCGCUGUUGCCUCUUACUCUUUGGAGUACAUAAAGCUCGACCCCAAACAGACGACAGACGAAGGUAUAGAAAGACCGACCAGCCUACCGCUCAACAACGCUAGCGACGACCAAGAUGAAUCCGAGAAUGACGAAAAUUGGACCACGAUUUCGGGACUGACGGAAUGUCAGUAUGAGCAAAGCAAUCUAGAGAUGAAUUCUUCGUAUAAAAUUCGGGUGAAGGCUGUUAAUCCUGCGGGGACGAAAUCAAGCGAGUGUAUACUUUUGAAAACACCGCCAGCUCCAGUGCUGCCUUUCAAGUGGAUCCAGUGCCAAUCCAGCGUUGCUCAUACAUCCUCAAAGAUUCGAAAGGAUGGCCAGGAGGUCCUCGUCUCACCAACAUCAACAUUGUUCUCCUCGAACUCCAGCUCGUUUCCGACCUCGCCCAUCGCUCUCGAACCCGUCCACUUCGUGGGAGACAAGAAGCUGACGAUGGGGAAAAACUACUGGGAAGUCCAAGUUGACAAGUCCACUCUCGCUAUCCACGUCGGCAUUGCCAGUGAGCGCAUGGCCGAACGCUUCAGCCGCAGCAACGGCGGAGACGCCAUUGCUGAUCGCGACAGCGGGCAUGACAGUAGCGACGAACUGGACGACGAGGUUUCGUUGCAGGAUCCCACCGUAUUCGUCACGCAUUGCAUGGGUAAGCUGACACUGCCGUCUCCGACGUCGUCGCCAAAGAAGAACUCGAGCAGGGCACCGUUGAAGGCUUCAAGUCCCAGGUCGUGUAAUAUUGAGUCCAAUGUUAUUGGUGUUCUCUUGGACGCUGAGGCUGGGAAAGUGUCCUUCUAUGAUGGUUCUUCCAAGGAAUGUCUCUUCUCGAGGAAGAUCAAGGUAACCGGUGUGAUCCAACCCGCUAUAUCCAUCAUCGGGUCUGGAACAGCUAGAAUCAAUUAAUGAUGGACAUGACCGCGAUCACUUCCCCCUAAACAGAUACAAAUAUACAUUGAAUUGUUCUGCUUGAAGAAACAGUAGUCGUUUUUAGAAAUUAUAGAUACAAUACGAGAACUAAACAUUAAGAAAACCUCUCAAAGCAUGUUCUUUAUGGUAAUUCUAAUUGAUAAAAAAAAAGUUCAUUCCGCGCUUAUGGACCAACAAAUUUUUUUAAUAUUGACCUGUAUCAAUGAAUUGUCAACUGUAUAAUUGAUUUUGUUAAUGUGAAUAUUAUUUUAUCAAUGGGCUAUACACCCUUUCACGGUUACAAGAGUGCGCAUGCGCAGCCAGGGGCGCCAAAGUUGUUUACUCGUAAUUUAAGAUGGCGCCCAUGUAAAUAUGAUGUAAGCGCACAGCGCAGGCAGUGACGAAGCAAUAUCUGAAAACAUUGAUGACGUAAUGUUUACCCGUAAAUUAAAAUGGCGGCCUUAACCGUAAAAGAGUGUAGUCAGCGUUGAUUGAGUUCCUUUACAGUCUGUUGUUUGAAAUCCUACAAAACGUGUAAUGAAAAUAAAGUUGAAGUGAAAUAUCAAUUAUUACUUGAUAUUGAAUACGGAUCGACAGUCGAUAGAUUAAAUGACAAAAAAGUUCCAAACGUCUAGCACAAGAUCUACAUUUUAGCUUGCACAAGAUAUAUACUACGAGUUUAUUUGUGUUGCAUUUAAAAUAUAUUUGCCAUUUUAUCUCCUUAACUUUGUCUGUAUUUGACCAAUCAGAGCCUACCUUUCAAAAUUGUAAACGUGAAAAUCUAAAUGCUGAUUGGCUAUUACAAUAUUUGCGUUUGAUUGCAGAAAGUUGCAGGCCAUUUCCACUUUUAAAGGACAUUUUUGGUACAAGGGAUGUUAUUUUUAAAAUUUCUAAUGCUGCAUGUGGCAGUUCAUGAUAGGUUGUGUCAGAAAUAUAUCGGGAAUUGGAUGCAAUACGUCAGUGGUAAAAGUUGAAAUGUCAUACCGGCUUUUUAUGAUGAGAAUUUAAAGUACACGAAAUUAUGUUGGUAGUAACAGCGACAGUUGUAAUCUUUUAUUGUGCAUUGAUUUGUAAAGUGAGUUAUUAUAUUAUUUUUGUAUGGGGUAAAUGAUAAUCUGUAUAAUAUGAUAAUGAUGAUGAGAAUGGUAAAUUAUGAGUGAUGAUGAUGAUUAUUAUAAUGAUGAUAAUGGUAUUCAACAGUUUUGAUACUGUUAGGAUUAAUAUUGCUAAUCAUUAUUAUUGUCAUUGGUUGUAUUCAUUAUCUUCUUCUCCAUCAUCGCUAUCGUCGUCAUCAUCGUUGGCAUGGUGGGCGUUUUCAUCAUCGUCUUCAUCAUCAUCAUCAUCCCAAUCAUCAUCAUUAUCUAUUUUUGAAUCACUACUGUUUAAAUUAUAUUUUUCUUCACCCUUUGUAUGUAAGCUUUCGAGCAAAUUUUUUAAAUAGACAUAUAGCAUUCCCCUUGUUUCUUGAUUGAAUUCAUUUGUAUUCCUCUAAAUAACUGAUUAAAAUUGUGAAGAUUAUAAUUAUGAGUUAUCCCUUUUUAGUAUCGAGUGGUUUAGGUCGUCUUUAUUUGAGUGUUGGUUCAGUUACCUUUCAUAUGAUAAUUAUGAUGAGAACAAUAAUUAUGCUGCUAAGGAAUGUUUUUAAUUCAUUUAUGAAAGAUUAUAUUGUAGCGUUUUAUCUUUCGCCUGCUAACCAGUCAACAGGGUAUUUUUAAUAUUAUUCUUUCACGCAGUCAAUACGCAUAAAAACUGUCGCUGAUGCUCAUUGCUGUUACUAUUUCUACACUUAAAUGCAAAGCCGUUUAUGAGUGAUGGAAUAAUUUGUCGCUUAAGUGGCUGCUCAAAGUCCUGUUUUAUACGAUGUUGAUGCUAAGAUUUGUAUUAACGAAAAUGUUUGUUAGAAAGAUUUAUUUCAGAGAGGAACUGUAUAGCACCUUAAGCGCUUUAUACGCUAGUUAUUACCAAACGGAAUAGAAAAUGCCUUUUGUUUAUGUGUGAAAUAAUUUGUGUGCAAUGUCUUGUAGUAUGACUUGUUCGAGAGAUACCGGCAUGUUUUUCAUGAUAAAAGGGAUGAAUUAAGUUUUGCCUUUUUAAUGUAUAGAUUCAAUAUGUUGCUGAUCAAGUUCAAGUGCCUCUUGAGAAAAUUACGUGCAAUGUUUAUAGAAAAAAGGAAAAGCUAGAAGAAAAAACAAUUAUACGUGCAUUGUAGAGUUAGUAUUCAGGUUUAAUAAAGAAAACUAGGAAGGUUUCAGUUGAAUUAUAUUAUGUAUUCAGUGUACAGAUAGAUUUUUAUUGAAUUGCUUUAUUAUUAUAAUCGUAGUUUUUAAAACUCACAUUAAACGAUUGUUAUUGAAGGAUGAAGAUAGUAAGAUGUUGGUGAAAAUCUAAUCUUAAGAGAAAGGAUGUUGCGGAGCUUAUCGUGCGGCUGCAAAUAUCUUUCAAUUGAUUUUAAUGCUAUUUUGAAGCUGUGUACAAGAUGGAUAUUUUCGUUAGGGUUAUGUUUUGCCUUUUGCUGUCAUAUUGUGAAUAAAUCUUUGUCACAGUAAUAUUAUUCAUUUGUGUUAUCUUAAUUUUUUGCUCAUGAGUUUAACCGGGUACAUACAAAUACAAAAUAUUUUCUUCCUGUAUUUUAUUCACUUUGAGAAAUAACUCAAUAACUAUCUAUUUCUGUUUCUAUACCUCACUUUUUAUUCUGUAUUUUAUCUUCCGCUAUCCCACUUUUCCUACAUCUAUACGUUUCAAACACACACACACCCAUACACACCCACAAAUAUAGAAAAAUAACAGAACAAUCCACCCCCACCUAUUGAAGUACAGUGUAAAUGCAUCGUAGUACAGUUUCAUGCAAUAAAGACAUUUUGCAUAUCCA
Molecule: messenger RNA, 6270 nt
Organism: Strongylocentrotus purpuratus (purple sea urchin)
Lineage: Eukaryota; Metazoa; Echinodermata; Echinoidea; Camarodonta; Strongylocentrotidae
Product: E3 ubiquitin-protein ligase Trim36
Exons: 11
Coding region: 804-3398 (864 amino acids)
Molecular function (GO): zinc ion binding; protein binding
Source: RefSeq, a predicted model, not a curated record